Molecule: messenger RNA, 1053 nt
Organism: Drosophila subobscura
Lineage: Eukaryota; Metazoa; Arthropoda; Insecta; Diptera; Drosophilidae
Product: UV excision repair protein RAD23 homolog A
Exons: 2
Coding region: 68-1021 (317 amino acids)
Biological process (GO): proteasome-mediated ubiquitin-dependent protein catabolic process; nucleotide-excision repair
Cellular component (GO): cytosol; nucleoplasm
Molecular function (GO): ubiquitin binding; polyubiquitin modification-dependent protein binding; damaged DNA binding
Source: RefSeq, a predicted model, not a curated record
AGUCAGUUUUUCCCCAUCGGAACAAUUCCAAAAUCGUCACAACAAAGUAAUUUUUCUAGAAGCUAAAAUGAAGCUAUCGAUUCGCACACUCGACCAGCGUGUCCUCAGCCUUGAGAUGGACGAGCGGCAGAAUGUGCUGGCGCUGAAGGAGAGGCUGGUCAGCAUGCCGGAGGUCUCCCAGCCCGUCGAGAAUCUACAAUUGAUCUACUCGGGCCGCAUCUUGGAGGAUGGCUUGCCCCUCAGCGAGUACAAGAUUGAGGAGAACAAGUUUCUGGUGCUGAUGGGCAAGCAGCGGGUACAACAAGUACCGCCACAGGCACCACAAGAGAAGAAGUCGCAGAAGCCAGAACAGACGGGAACGGUGCCAAGAAUGGCGCCUGCUGGCGUUGCUGCCGCUACAGCUGCUGGCAGCUCUGGGAAUCCACCGCCCUCGCUGUCACCAAACGCUGAGACGGUCCAGCAUCUGAUGAGCAUGGGCUACGAGGAGGAGUCAGUGCGUGCCGCUCUCCGUGCCAGCUUCAAUCAUCCGGAGCGUGCCAUCGAGUAUCUGGUCUCGGGCAUGCCAACACAGGCCACAGCGUCACAGGGCGGCAGCGGUGCAUCAUCAGCGUCGGUCAGCGUUAGUCCAUCGGUGGCCGAAGCGGCCCUAAAUCUGGCACCUCUGAUGUCCGAUCCGCGCUUUUUGCUGGUGCGCGAAAUGAUACGCCAGAAUCCCGAAAUGCUGGAGGCGGUUCUCGCUCAGAUCCGCACCUUAAAUCCUGAUGUCUUCGAGGCCAUACGCAACAACCAGGAGGAAUUCAUCGAGAUGAUGAACCGCGACCAAAACGACGCCGCAGAGUUCCCACAGCUGGCGGAGGGCGGGCAGCAGGCAGAUUUAACAGCCGAGGAGACGGCUGCCGUGGAGCGUUUGAUGGCAUUGGGCUUCCAGCGCGAACUGGCCGUGCAGGUCUACCUGGCCUGCAACAAGAACGAAGAGCUGGCCGCCGAUGUGCUCUUCCGCCAGUCCGAGGAGGAUCAGUAAGCCUCCGCUCUGGCUCUGGUGUCUGUGGAUCU